Messenger RNA from Fopius arisanus, 582 nucleotides. RefSeq lists its product as uncharacterized. Bases 80 to 559 code for a protein of 159 amino acids. NCBI's taxonomy places the organism in Eukaryota, Metazoa, Arthropoda, Insecta, Hymenoptera, Braconidae. The record is from RefSeq and is a predicted model, not a curated record. The transcript is spliced from 2 exons.
UUCUCCCCCUCGUCGACGUCUUCAUGAUCAUAUUCUCCAAAAACAACAAACAACCUCACGUGAACUCGAAGAGGUGCCAAUGGAUGACUUUGUGCCAACACGUUGUGCCCAUCAGCAAAAAACCCCUAAAAAAGACUUCGUGAGUGUGACGUACACCUCCCACAAGAAGAAAACCCCCUCGACAGCUGAUAAAUCGAUAAACCCCCGAAGAGAUGACCUUAAACCCUCCCCUGAGGACUUGAAGCGUCAGCAGGAGCUCGAGAUGAAAAGACUCCGAUGGGACGUCAUGAAAUUCGGUGCCUCUGGAUUCACUGGAGCUAAAAAAAAUGAGGCUAAAGUCGCCCUCGUCCUCCAACUCGGUGGAAAGCCAGUGAAAAAUCGAAAAAACGAAAACUACAAGCAAUUGAAGGUGAAAAAAUCAAGAGAAAGAGCGAGAGCGAAGAAACAGGAAUCAGGUCUUACCCACAGCUUAACAAAAAUCAAUACCAAAACUAAAAGAAAAAGGCAAUCAACAAUUCUGGAUGUUUAUGGAAAAGUGGAUAGGAAAAUCAAGAGGUGAUGGAAUUGUUUAAAAUGUUUUAU